AUGGUCAAAAAGAGCAAAUUGCUCUUAGCUCUCGACGCCCACAAGGGCCGCGACUACGAAAAAGAACGCCAGAAGAAAUUGGCCAAGGCCGCAGAGAAGAGGAAAGCGGCGAAGAAGGCCAAGUCGCAAGAUGAGAAGGAGAAUGAGGAGCAUGAAGAGCAAGAGGAAUUGAAUGAAAAGAAGAAGUCCACAGACGGGACAGCCGCUGAAACGAAUGGCGUCGAGGCCAAUAGCGAAAAAGACCAGUCGGACGAGUCAGAGUCGGAGUCAGAGUCGGGGUCCGAAUCAGAGGAAGAUGGAGAGUCAGACGGCGAGAAUGAAAGUAAGGAAGGUGAAGGAGAGAAUGAAAACAAGGACAGCGAAGAAGAAGAAGACGAAGACAUUCCCCUGUCAGACCUCUCCGAAGACGAGACACAGGACGUAAUACCGCACCAACGCCUCACCAUCAACAACUCCGCUGCCAUCAACGCCUCCAUCAAGCGCAUUUCCUUCAUCACACCGCAGACGCCCUUCUCCGAGCACAAUUCCCUCGUGUCCUCCGAGCCGAUCAACGUGCCCGACCCGAACGAUGAUCUGCAGCGCGAACUCGAGUUCUACAAAGUCUGCCAGGCGGCCGCCGUGGACGGGCGCCGGCUGCUCAUAAAGGAAGGCAUCCCGUUCUCCCGUCCGGGCGACUACUUUGCCGAGAUGGUCAAGACCGACGAGCACAUGAACAAGAUCAAGCAGAAGCUCUACGAGGAGGCUGCAGCGAAGAAAGCCGCGGCAGAAGCUCGUCGGCAGCGCGAGCUCAAGAAGUUUGGCAAGCAGGUGCAGAUUGCGAAGCUGCAGCAGCGGCAGAAGGAGAAGAAGGAGACGUUGGAGAAGAUCAACAGUUUGAAGAGAAAACGAAAAGCCGAGCAGCAAUCCGGCCCAACAGAAGACGAAGACCUCUUCGACGUCGCCAUCGAAGAGGCCCACAAGGCAGAAAAGAAGAACGCCGCCAACAACAAGACAGGCGGGCCCUCCGCGAAACGCCGGAAGAAGAACGAAAAGUACGGCUUUGGCGGGAAGAAGCGGUACGCAAAGAGCGGCGACGCCAUCUCCUCGGGCGAUCUGAGCGGGUUUUCAGUGAAGAAGAUGAAGGGCGGUAGUAGCAGCGCGAAGAAGAAGGCGAAAAAGACCGGGGAAGAGUCGGCGGAAGGCGAUGAAUAA
Messenger RNA from Rasamsonia emersonii CBS 393.64, 1191 nucleotides. Its product is annotated as rRNA processing protein (Ebp2). The coding region runs from base 1 to 1191 and encodes 396 amino acids. The transcript has 3 exons. Gene Ontology annotation, biological process: rRNA processing; ribosomal large subunit biogenesis. Gene Ontology annotation, cellular component: nucleolus; preribosome, large subunit precursor; nuclear periphery. The record is from RefSeq and is a predicted model, not a curated record. NCBI's taxonomy places the organism in Eukaryota, Fungi, Ascomycota, Eurotiomycetes, Eurotiales, Trichocomaceae.